GGGCGGGCAAUUUCCUUCCCGCGCCUGUUUCCAUCUCUUUCUUUCUCCUCGUCCUCGUCGUCCUUGUCGACGGUGGAUCGACCCGAGCGACUUGCGUACUGUGUACUCGGAGUGAGUAACGAUCACUUCUGCUGGCUUCCGCGUCCGAGGUGACGUCGCGCUGGCCAUAAUUGAAUCCGAGCCCGGUGGAGUUGCCUUGUGGUAUCAAUAUCUUUUUUUUAUUGCUGCGCUGGAGCGGAAAGAUAUUAUCGAAGAACGGCAUUGUGGGUUGUCAUCGUCACAGAAGUUAGAACUACAUCACCACUUUCCUCAUCGACAACUCGGCUGUCGUCCGAACAGUGUCCUCUAGCUCUUCAUCCUUCUCCGCCUGGAACGGCCGUACCUCUCGACCAUCUCAGCCUACUUCAGUCGAGCACAUUUGCUAUUCCAGAGGACAUACACAAAUUUUGAUCCCGGACAGCUGUUAUGAGGCGUGUCGCGCGACAGGCCAGCAGUCAGGUCGCUGCGGGUCCUUCUACAGACUCAACAAAUAUAGACUCCACAGUCACUGACAAUGCAGCACUUGGUACUACGGACGGUGCCGCCAGCGGGCCAAGCACAGUUGGUACCGCUGGCCUCGCGGAUACCUCUACAGCCGUGGCGACCGACGCUGCAGCACCAACGACCUCCGCCCAGCCGGCCAGUGAUGGUGCCGAUCAAUCGGUGACGGGCGGCGGGGCUAGCGGGACCAGCGACACUACGAGACUAGCUACGGACCCGGUGGGCGGCGUUACCAGCACUUCGGGUGCGCCAGCCGUACAAUCAGCACUCAGCAGUGUGACGAGCUUGAUUUCGUCAAUAUCUACAUCACUGGAGCAGGCUUCUUCGUCUACUUCAUCAGUCACGUCCGAUUCCCUAUCUUCAACGGAUUCUCUCCUUUCCAGUACCACCGAUUCUACUCUAUCUACUCAACCUUCAAGUACUACUGAGCCUACUUCAAGUGGUUCAAGUAUACAAUCUGCCACUGACUCUUCGUCAAUAACAAACUCUGCAAGCUCUGCCAGCAAUAGUAAUCUAGCCAAUCCUUCUCUCACGACGAGCUUCACCGACAUUGUUACGACUCUCAAUGGACAAGUUACGACAAUUGUCAGCCCUGUUGCCACGCUCAACGCAGAUACGUCAAGUACCCUCAGCACGAGUCAUCGGAAUGCUAUAAUUGCCGGUGGGGCCGUCGCAGGAACUGUCUUCAUCUUGUUAUGUCUUGCCGUGGUAUUCGUUUGUCGACGGCGCCAGAAGCGAGCUGUAGCACUCUCACACCGAUAUCUACCCACACCCCGGUCCGUAAUGUUGGCAGGCGAAGACGAUUUUGACUUAGCAGGUCCGAAGCAGCCUCAGAGAGCAUUCGGUAUUUUCGGAUCACGCAGGAAAAAGAACACUGCGCAUGAGUAUCGGGAUAUUUCAUCGGAGUCCGGAAGAGACUUGAAUUCGUCAGUUAUGCGCGAGCUUCCCAGUGAACCGCCUCCUCGGCUACUUCGCCCUGUUGCAAGUAAGACAGGCAGUUAUUUCCAGGAAGGCGUGUGGCCGCCUCCGGAUGAAGGUAGUCAGCUAAGCGACCCGCUUAUGGCUGCUAGCAAUGUCGACCUGCAUAGCAUUGUGGACGAAGUUAUGGGUCCGCACAGCGCGCCAGGUCAAUCGAGUGGUGCUGCGUCUUCGACAAGCUCGCUUCCACGACCGUCAAGGCUUCGUGGGGGAGCGGCGGAGAGCGCCAGUCUCUUCAGUGAGACGUCCGGAGAUUUUAUGCCUCCAGUCCCACGACACGGUGAAUCCCCUACAAUGUCUUCCGUAGGUAGCAGCUUCGGCGACUCACCUCGACAUCUGCGUGACUGGAGUACGGAUUCAGCGACGGGUUUGUUGGCGGGUAUGGACGGGGGCCUGAGAGCAGCAAGGCGGAGUAGUAGUGGUAGUGGACCUUGGCUUCCUCCGGGAGCAGCACACGUGCGCACGGCAAGCCCGACUUCUCCACUACGUAUAGUUACAGAACCUCAGCAAUCUAUACAUGCUGCCGCUGUUGCCGCUUCUUCCUCCUCACCAUCCACCCGUGCCCGCGAGAAGGCGAAGGAAGCGGCUCAAGAACGCCGUACCUCUCUCAUAAUUGCGAAUCCAGCACCAGAAACUGAGAACGACCAAGCAUCGCGGCAAAGUACGUUACAAGACGACACGGCAUCGUACUCCGUCUCGCCAUCGUCGACGCAGCAAUUACGACGGUUUACGAGUACAAUGGAAAGUGGUGGCAUGCCAUAUCCUGAUGAAUCACCGAUCGAUAGGCGUUCGGUACCUGCAUCGCUUGCUCAUGGUUGGUUACUAGAUAUUGACGAGGACGCACCAAUGCCUGUCCCAGACCCAGAGGUAACAGUCCCUGGGAAUGUUAGGAAUGUACGCGAGGAGAUACCACCUAGAUAUGAUAUGAUUCGAAGGGAUACGAGUUCAAGUGAGGUUGGUGAGCCUAGCGGGAGUGGACUUUCACGUACCAGGACUUCAUGACAAGACGCUUAGUACUAAUAUCUGAUGUUUUCUCUCUUUUUACGUUUCAUCUGGUUUCUUUCCUCUUAUCUUGUUCAGCUAUAGGACUUACGGACCUUUAUUGGAUUUUUAAUGAUUUCUUGCUUUUUGUUUUGAUUGUUUAGGUACUUGUACCGUUGUUCACGAUCCCGCCCAUGACUUCAUUCCUUUCAUCACGACGAGUCAAGUUAUACCGGAUGGACGUCUUGAAACUAAUACGUAGUACCAAUAGGCGAAAGUACUUAUAACCCUCACCCUCACCCUUUAUCCUUACCUGCUCUGCUCGUUUGCUUUAC
Messenger RNA from Fomitiporia mediterranea MF3/22, 2834 nucleotides. RefSeq lists its product as uncharacterized. The transcript is spliced from 5 exons. NCBI's taxonomy places the organism in Eukaryota, Fungi, Basidiomycota, Agaricomycetes, Hymenochaetales, Hymenochaetaceae. The record is from RefSeq and is a predicted model, not a curated record. The coding region runs from base 466 to 2520 and encodes 684 amino acids.